Doryrhamphus excisus (bluestripe pipefish) is the source of this 3523-nucleotide messenger RNA. RefSeq names its product ADAM metallopeptidase domain 10a (gene adam10a). Gene Ontology annotation, cellular component: synaptic membrane; plasma membrane. Gene Ontology annotation, molecular function: metalloendopeptidase activity involved in amyloid precursor protein catabolic process. Lineage: Eukaryota; Metazoa; Chordata; Actinopteri; Syngnathiformes; Syngnathidae. Gene Ontology annotation, biological process: membrane protein ectodomain proteolysis; Notch signaling pathway. The record is from RefSeq and is a predicted model, not a curated record.
UGACGUCACGUGACAGGAGGCACUUGGAGGCGUCAACUGUGAAGAUAGGAAGCGCUACUAUUCCUAACCAAAUAAGCAACAUUAAACCAUAACCAAUGCUGAGACGCCAGCUUUUUGGACGUUAAAGGAUUUUCGAUAUAAUGUUUGUUAAAUUACUAUCCCUUUUUUGCUACCUGCUUGGUACCCCAGCUCUGUUUGGGGAGCGUGUGAACAAAUACAUUUCCAAUUAUGAGGGGUUAUCCUACGACACAGAGGCCUUGCACAACAGUCACCAGAGAGCAAAGAGGUCACUCUCUCCUCAAGAUGGAAACGUUCACCUGGACUUCUAUUCACACGGCAGGCAUUUCAAGCUGCAGAUGAGGAGGGACACUUCACUGUUUACUCCAGAUAUCAUCGUUGAGGUAUCAGGAGAGGAAACGCCCAUUGAUACAUCAUAUAUCUACAGCGGAGAACUCUUCGGUGAGGAGGGGACACUGACCCAUGGUUCCAUCAUCAACGGGCGUUUUGACGGCUUCAUUAAAACCCACCAAGGGACGUAUUUUGUUGAACCAGCUGAGAGAUACUUUAAGGAGAAAAAUGAGGCCUUCCACUCCAUCAUCUAUCAUGAGGAUGACGUCACCUUUCCUUAUGAAGAUGGCUUCGGUGGAGGCUAUGCUGACGAGUCUGUGUUUGAGAGGAUGAGAAAGUAUCAGGCAACUGCUGUAGAUGAGCAUUUCAAUAGUGAGUUGAGUGCACAGGAUGAGCGUACCGAUAUUCCUGUGGUUUUAAGGAGGAAGAGGGCAACAGCAAAUGACAAAAAUAUAUGCACGUUAUUUAUUCAGACUGACCACUUAUUCCACAAGUUCUAUGGCACUCGAGAGGCUGUCAUUGCACAGAUCUCCAGCCAUGUUAAGGCUAUUAACGCCAUUUACCAAUCCACGGACUUCAUGGGCAUUCGAAAUAUCGGCUUCAUGGUGAAAAGAAUCAGGAUUAACACCACAGAAAACACACUUGACCGUACCAAUCCUUUUCGUUUUGACAACAUCGGAGUGGAGACGUUCUUAGAGCUGAACUCUGAACAGAACCACAAUGACUACUGCCUGGCCUACGUCUUCACUAACAGGGAUUUUGACGACGGUGUCCUUGGCUUGGCUUGGAUUGCAAGUCCCUCAGGAAACUCUGGAGGCAUCUGUGAGAAGGCAAAACUGUACUCUGAUGGGAAGAUUAAAUCCCUGAACACUGGUAUUAUCACUGUGAAGAACUACGGCUCGCACGUCCCUUUAAAGGUGUCGCACAUCACCUUCGCCCAUGAGAUUGGGCACAACUUUGGCUCGCCUCAUGACUCCGGGAUCGAGUGUACCCCUGGAGAGUCAACCAACCAAAAAGCCAAAGAACUUGGCAAUUAUGUCAUGUAUGCAAGAGCCACCUCGGGAGACAAGAUCAACAAUAACAGGUUUUCCACAUGCAGCAUUGGCAAUAUAAGUACUGUUCUGGCAAAGAAGAAGGACAGAUGUUUUGUUGAAUCUGGACAACCGACUUGUGGCAAUGGACUUGUGGAAGACGGAGAAGAGUGUGACUGUGGCUACAAUGAUCAGUGUCUAGAAUCCUGCUGUUAUGAUGCCAGUGAACCGGAGGACAGGAGAUGCAAACUGAAACCUGGAAAGAUUUGCAGUCCAAGCCAAGGCCCAUGCUGCAAUGCAGAUUGCUCUUUUAAGGGCUUGAGUGACAAGUGCAGUGCUGAGUCUGAGUGUAGCAAAGAGGGAAUGUGCAGUGGUACAACCGCCUUGUGUCUUACCCCUGAACCAAAGGAGAACAUGACGGAUUGCCAUGAAGGUACACAAGUCUGUCUCAAUGGGGUCUGCAGUGGUUCCAUUUGUCAAAAGCAUGGACUUGAAAUUUGCACCUGUGCUAGCAGCGACAAGAAUGACAUGGCUCAGUUAUGUCAUGUGUGCUGCAUGAACGAAACGGACCCCAGCACCUGUAGCAGCACCAGCUCAGAGAAGUGGAAAACUUACUUCCAAGGAAAAGCCAUAACCCUGCAGGCUGGCUCACCGUGCAACGAUUUUAAGGGCUACUGUGAUGUGUUCCAAAGGUGCCGUCUGGUUGAUGCUGACGGGCCUCUGGCAAGGCUUAAGAAGGCCAUAUUCAAUGCAGAACUAUACGAAACUAUUGCAGAGUGGAUUGCGGAUUACUGGUGGGCGGUGCUUUUGAUGGGCAUCGCACUUAUUAUGCUAAUGGGUGGUUUCAUCAAGAUCUGCAGUGUGCACACUCCAAGCAGCAACCCCAAACUGCCUCCUCCAAAGCCACUGCCAGGUACCCUGAUGAGAAGAAGAAUGCAGCACGCCAAUGCACGCUUGCAGGCCAUGCCACGGAGCUACAGGGGCAACCAUCAAAUGGCUCAGACGGUCAUCUGAGUUGACCUGUUAUUUGCUCAGCCUCUGCUGGCUCAUUUCCAGUGAUUACACUGAAAGAACGUAACUCAAAAAGAGUCACUGUACCUAUUUUACUGCAAAACGUCAUUGCAACUGAAUCAUUGCGCUAGAGAGCAGCGCACAGUUUUUGAAAAUAUCCAAAAUAGAAUUUCACUAAACACUGUUAGGGUCUUAAUCUUUAUAUUUUUGACUGGACUUGCAUAAAAUUUUAAUGUUACCGCCAAUCAAUUUUUUUUCUUUUUCCUGAUUACGGAGUCGACACAGUGAAUCUUUCUUUGAUCAGCACACUGAUUUUUGGAUUGAGCCCUUUAAAUUGCCGAUGCCCUUCCUGACGAAUACCGAUGAUGGUUACCAAACACUGGCUACAGUUGCUAUUUUACAGUCUUUAUAGUCUAAAAUGAAUCAAAGUGCAAGCUUUUUGUAAUAUAUUGCCGUAGUUCUUACAUCUUGAAUGUAAAGUUCUUAUAUAGUAUCUUGUUCCAAUUGUAAUUAGUUUUUUUUUUGUACAUUCACUUUCUCAGGAUUAACGGCAGAAAAAAAUUGUUGGGCACAUCCCGAGUGGUACCUGAAACAGGUGUGUUUAGAAUGAAUAAAAAUGCACUCUUGGGCACACACGCCAUAUAGCGUUGUAAAUAAGGUCAUGUGAGAUUCAUGUUACAUGUUAAUGGUGAGAAUUUGUCAAUUUGUCUCACCACACACACUAAUGUGCCUACUGACGGCUCUAUAGCCUAAGAUGUUCUAUUGUCAGUGACCUCACAAUAGCCUUGUGUAUAUAUACAGUGUUUAAAUUGUGACAAAUGUUUUCAGUGUUGUCUGUGCUAACUGUUCAAAGCGUCUUGCUAGGGGAAAUUGGCUGCUAGAAUAGUACAAUUUGUCCACGUGAAGCAACACCUGCUGCUGUUUGUGUUGCAUGCAAGGUGUGAGGAUGUCUUGUUACGUGGUUUCCACCACCAGACUUGUCAUGUGGGGAAAGAAAUGUUCUAAUGGUACUACACUGGAGUUUGAAACUACUUCUAGUUGGCAAUUUGUACAGUGUAAUUGCAUUUUACUGAAUAUGCUUAAUUUGUAUUUAUUUUGAAUUGAAAUUGAUUAAUAAAGUAUCUUGUUAUACA